This is a messenger RNA of Ostrinia furnacalis (Asian corn borer), 2019 nucleotides long. RefSeq names its product choline-phosphate cytidylyltransferase B. The transcript is spliced from 8 exons. The record is from RefSeq and is a predicted model, not a curated record. Bases 384 to 1532 code for a protein of 382 amino acids. NCBI's taxonomy places the organism in Eukaryota, Metazoa, Arthropoda, Insecta, Lepidoptera, Crambidae. Gene Ontology annotation, biological process: CDP-choline pathway. Gene Ontology annotation, molecular function: phosphatidylcholine binding; choline-phosphate cytidylyltransferase activity.
GUCAUUUCUUGAUCAAAUGUCGUUCGUUUUGCUUUUGGUUUUAUUCGGCGAAUUUAGAAACUUUUAGAGCACUUUUUAACCGUCUAAAAAUCCUUCAAGUAUUAGUUUUUUAUGACCACAAUUUUGUUGCUGUCUGUAGGCUGCAAAACUUGUACGUGGUCGUAUGCUCUAUUGCUUACGGAGUUUUACCGCGACUGAUCUCCUUGGCUCAUAGUUGCCUUGAUUAAUACGAGGUAUUCCAGCUAUUCAAUAGCAGCGUGCUCGCUGUUACGCAAGAAUUAAUCAAAAUAAAAUUGAAACUGCAUUUGGUCAUCGAAUUCUAGACCAGAGACUGACACGUGUAAAUAGUCUUGCAGUGAACGGCACAGGCUUGCGAUGUUAUAAUGUCUCGUAAACGUUCUCGAAUCGGCAGCGACAACGAAAUGAGUGAGAAACUGACAGAAGUAGGCGACGAGACCAAGAAUGGCAGCAACACAAGCUUUACCAGCAGCACUAGCCAACCCACCUCUGAUUUAUCCUUGUCGUUAAUAACCGCAGCGCCGUUCAGCUCAGACCCGGCGGCGGUGGCGGAGCGCGAGCGCUGCCACUACGGCCGCAUCCCACGCGCGGCGGCGCUGGCGGGCGCGGCCGGCCGGCGCGUGCGCGUCUACUCCGAUGGAAUAUAUGACAUGUUCCACCAGGGGCACGCGCGGCAGCUCCAACAGGCCAAAACGGUCUUUCCCAACGUCUACCUCAUUGUAGGAGUAUGCAGUGACAAUUUGACACACAGUCGGAAAGGACGCACAGUUAUGACAGAAGACGAGAGGUACGAAGCGGUCAGGCAUUGUAGAUACGUCGAUGAGGUAGUACGGGACGCGCCGUGGGAGUACGACGAGGAGUUCUUAGAGAAGCACAAAAUCGACUUCGUGGCGCACGACGACAUCCCUUACACCACCGAGGACUGCGAGGACACGUACGCCAUGAUCAAGGCCAAGGACAUGUUCGUGGCCACACAAAGGACAGAGGGCGUCUCAACGUCAGAUAUCGUGGCGCGGAUAGUGCGCGACUACGACAUCUACGUGCGGCGGAACCUCGCGCGAGGCUACUCCGCCAAGGAGCUCAACGUGUCCUUCCUCAACGAGAAGAAGUUCCGCCUACAAAACAAAAUGGACGAGCUCAAAGACAAAGGGAAGAAGGUGAUGACAAACAUAGGUGAAAAGCGAGUAGACAUACUGACCAAAUGGGAGGAGAAGUCGCGGGAGCUGAUCGACGCGUUCCUUCUGCUGUUCGGGCCGGACGGGCGCCUGUCCAGCAUCUGGAACGAGUCCAAGGGCCGGCUCAUGCAGGCGCUCAGCCAGCCGCCCUCGCCGCGCUCCUCGCCGCCGCCCAGCGAGAACGGCGACGACCACGAGCCCGCGCACAGAGGAUCAGCAUCACCGCCCCCUCCCAAAUCACGGAGAUACGAAACGUUAUGGGAACCACAAGCAGGUAACUGGAUGCAUCGGGCUCUGAGCGCUCUGGGGACGCGGAAGCGGCCGCACAGCGCCAGCUGACGGACGACGGCUCAGACAGCGACGAGGAGUACCAGGACACCAGCCCCUACCUUUAGGACCCCUCCCGCCCACUAGUGCUAGACCCACAACAAUGGAACUUGCAUAGUAUUUUUAUACGAUGUCCAACGUCCAUUCUCAACAUCGAAGCGACUCACAGCCGCGGACCGCGAGCGUCCGAUCUCGAGUUUGACUGUUUGACGGCGACGAGCUAAAUUAUUGUAUGUAGUUUCAUUUUAAAAAUUUGAAUGAGUGCUGGUUGAGUACAAUUGCGUGAAUGUAUUUAAUCCUAUUAGUUUUAAUUUAUAAUGCAUUAUUUAUGUUUUUAAGUAAUCUUUGUCUGUGAAAUUAAUGUUUGCAGAUUGUCUGCAAUUUUGUUAGCACCGUGUUAUACAACAAAUGUAAGAUAUUAGAGGUGCAGUUAACUGUUGCAUAGAUAUUAUGUCUAUAAUACUUUUGACAGUUGAUUAAAAAGGUGCUUAUUAUUUAC